AUGGACACUAUGGAACCUAAAUCUGCUCUAGAUAUUCUUAGCACAUGCCCCUUUGCAAUAGGUUUUUGGCGCAGUUCACCAUUGGCACCAGCAUCUCUACUAAAUUUUGAACAGUCUUCUUGUGAGUGGGUGUUAGAUAAAGCUAGAUUACUCUCCAAAUCUGUUGGGGUGGUCAAUUUGGGAGACACGAAAUGGGAAGCUUUGGCAUAA
Messenger RNA from Prunus armeniaca (apricot), 210 nucleotides. NCBI's taxonomy places the organism in Eukaryota, Viridiplantae, Streptophyta, Magnoliopsida, Rosales, Rosaceae. The record is from the annotation of a GenBank genome assembly.